Molecule: messenger RNA, 753 nt
Organism: Sardina pilchardus (European sardine)
Lineage: Eukaryota; Metazoa; Chordata; Actinopteri; Clupeiformes; Clupeidae
Product: major histocompatibility complex class I-related gene protein-like
Exons: 4
Coding region: 1-753 (250 amino acids)
Biological process (GO): immune response
Cellular component (GO): external side of plasma membrane
Source: RefSeq, a predicted model, not a curated record
AUGCUGGAUGACAUUCCGAUUGGAUACCACGACUCAAAUGACAACAAGCCUAUGAACAGAGAUGUGAAUGGCACGGAGAGAACACCUGAUGUCAAAGACCUGGCAUAUAUUCCUCAGGUGGAAUUCAACUACAGACUUAUGAAAAAUAGGGUCUCUUAUCUGAAGCAGAUUCUGAACCACACAAACAGUGUCCAUGUUCUACAGAGAGCUACUGGAUGUCAGUUGCAGGGAAAUGACGGCAUAGGAAUCAGCAAAGACGCAUUCAACGGGGAGGCUGGAGAUGUCCGCUAUUACAAUUCACAAUCUGACAGCCUUCAUACUGCCCGGGUGUGGCCAGAGGCAGUGGACAGUAUGUGGUCUGGGGGUGUGCACAUAGCUUACUCAGUCUUCUAUCCCCACUGCAUUAAACGCCUGAAGAAUUACCUGGCCAAAGAGAAGAACCGUGUUCUUAAAAGGAUGAAGCCCAGAGUCAGGCUCCUCCAGAAGACACUCCCAGACUCUGGAGGGGCCAAAGUGACCUGCCUGGCCACUGGUUUCUACCCCCGUCAUAUCAACCUGACCCUGCUCAGAGACGGCCAGCCUGUGUCUGACCACCAGGUCACUGGGGGGGAGCUGCUACCUAAUGGAGAUGAGACGUACCAGAUGAGGAAGAGCCUGGAGGUCAGCACAGAGGAACUACAACAUCACCACUACACCUGCACAGCUGAACACCUCAGCCUGGACAACAAGCUGGACAUCAGUUUAGACGCCUGA